Messenger RNA from Poecilia reticulata (guppy), 873 nucleotides. The record is from RefSeq and is a predicted model, not a curated record. NCBI's taxonomy places the organism in Eukaryota, Metazoa, Chordata, Actinopteri, Cyprinodontiformes, Poeciliidae.
CAAAAAUCCCAAAGAGGGUUUUGUGUUUCAAUAUUAGAAUUGCCAUUUAAAAAGCUUCCCUUGUCCUUUUCCUGUUUGCUACAGUUCAAGGGAAAGAAGGGAGCGAGUAUCAAUGGAGUGACUUCCAAACAGAAGGCUGAGCCAAAGAGUCAGGCCAAGAAGAAUGGAGUCAGUGGGAUGGCAUCUGUGAAACGCAACAACUCCAAUGCAGAGCAGUGCAAGUAUGGCAAGAACCGUGUCGAGGCAGAUGCCAAGCGGCUGCAGGCCAAAGAGGAGGACCUUAUGAAAAAGAAACAGGAGAUCAGGAACCAUCUGAACCAGUUGAAGAAGGAGAGAAGAGACCUGCGCACUGCUGUGGAGGGUGCUGCAGGCAAACGUUCGCAGGCAUCUCUGCUGGAGCGCUUGAAGAAGGUGGAAGACGAGUGCAAGGUGAAGGAAGAAGAGAGAGUGAACGUGGAGCUGGAGGCAACGGAGGUCAAGGAGAGUCUGAAGAAAGCCCUGAGCGGAGGAGUGACCCUUGGCCUCACCAUUGAACCCAAAGCUGCCUCCUCAAACCUGCAGUCUCCGGCCAUGCUGUGGAAAACACAGGAGUCCUCUCCCUUCUCCAGCUGCGACACCAGCGACACAGAGUCCUGUACACUGCCAGUCAACAGCGCAUCGCUACUGCGCCGGCAGCAAAGUAGCCAAAAGCCAUCAACAGUCAGAGGACAUGUGCUGAGGAAGGCCAAGGUCAGAGUUCACUCUGCUGACUGGUGUCACUGCUCAUCUUACUGUAUCUCCAGCGGUAAUUUGAGGAAAUGGUUUUCCCUCAAACUAUUUGGUUUGAGGAUAAAUAAUGGAAUAAGCAUCAUAAAGUAACCUGAAGUACUUACA